This is a messenger RNA of Anopheles cruzii, 1725 nucleotides long. Its product is annotated as cuticle protein 18.6-like. The record is from RefSeq and is a predicted model, not a curated record. NCBI's taxonomy places the organism in Eukaryota, Metazoa, Arthropoda, Insecta, Diptera, Culicidae. The coding region runs from base 74 to 865 and encodes 263 amino acids. Gene Ontology annotation, cellular component: extracellular matrix. The transcript is spliced from 6 exons.
AACCGUCCCGUCCCGGUGCAAAAAGUUCAAGUCGUUUGCCAAGAACAACAACCCAAACCCCGCGAACCCUAAAAUGGCUUUCAUUAAAUCCGUUGUGUGCCUGGCCGUGCUCGGAGUUGCCGCCGCUGGAGUCGUCCCGCUGGCCCAUGACUACCAGGGAGACUACUACGCUCACCCACAAUACUCCUACAACUAUGGUGUACAUGAUAGUUUGACCGGAGAUGUUAAGUCGCAGCACGAGAGCCGUGAUGGUGACGUAGUCAAGGGACAAUACUCGCUGGUCGAGGCUGACGGUUCGGUGCGCACCGUCGACUACACCGCUGAUGACGUGAACGGAUUCAACGCCGUCGUCAGCAAGUCGGCCCCGUCCGUCCACGUUGCCCACCAUGCUGCCCCCGCCGUCGUCGCCCACGCCGCCCCGGCCGUCUACGCCAGCCACGCCGCCCCGGCCGAUCAUCCCAAGUACGCGUUCAACUACGGCGUCGCUGACCACACCACAGGUGACGUGAAAUCGCAGCACGAAACUCGGGACGGAGACGUUGUUAAAGGACAAUACUCGCUCGUCGAACCGGACGGUUCCGUGCGCACCGUGGACUACACCGCCGAUCCGAUCAACGGAUUCAACGCGGUAGUUUCGAAGACGGCCCCGCUCGUGCACGCUCACGCGCCCGUCGUGAAGCACGUCGUCCCGGCGCCGCUGAAGACCCUUCACCACCACGUGCCGGUCCAGAAGUACGUCUACGCUCACGAACCCGUCGUGCAUGUCGCCAAGACCGGUCACUACACCGAGCAUGCACCGGCCGUGCACUACGGAGACUACAACGACGGAUACUACGGUCACUACGACGAUAGCCACUACUACUAAGCAGCAACCGCCAGGGACCGAACACCGGCGGCCUGCCUUGGAUUUGAUUGCAGAACUACUCUCCUCGAAGUGACCGCGUUUAGGCCGUUAGGGACCGUUCCGGAGGCAGGCUGCGCUUCAAAGCAAGGCUCGUUAUGCCCGGUGUUGUUAUGCCAGUGUUAUCAGCCCAAUCGUAUUCAUACACUCACCAGUGUGAUCACACACCAGUAUUGCAUAAAUGCAUUAGCUCGUACCAUUUUAGAUGCGUAAGUCAGCUGCGGCAUACGAGCCGCGGGCCAACAGUCGGCCGCGCCACCUGUAAAUAUGAUGAUCUUGUUGAUAUAUCUGCCUCCCUUACUGCGUGCUGCAUUUCUUACGUUGUGCCCUCAGACGCUGGUAGGUUUCGAAAACUGAUCUCUUCUCUAUUUUAUACUCUUUACCUCUUCCUCAAUUUGUUCCAAGUGGAUUCGAGAGCCGCUAAUCUCGGAAGGUCGUUCGUGUAACGUAGCUCCAACGACUAAUCGGUAUCUUGUUUGUGGUACAAUUGUGUCUUAAGGCCCUCCGCCACGUGGGAGGGUAUUUAAAUCACAACGAGUGAGGCAGGCCAAGAAAAACAAACCCACAACUAUCUCACGCCAUUGCACACCACCACGCUCGUGCACUCUCAGACAAUGUACAGACACCUCACAGCACAGCACCGUGCUAAUGAUCACGGUAGAGAUAAUUGAUAAUUAUUUGGUGUGUUAAUGACAUGAUUAUCAAACCGCCAACCACCGUUUCUCGGCAGUCCAACGGCCCAUAAUCCACGGUGAACGCCUUAAUGCAGUCAAGGCCAGUUUCUUAUUCAAAUGCCCCCUUUAUUGUUUCUUUACUUUCGUGUU